This is a messenger RNA of Pedinophyceae sp. YPF-701, 393 nucleotides long. The record is from the annotation of a GenBank genome assembly. Lineage: Eukaryota; Viridiplantae; Chlorophyta; Pedinophyceae.
AUGUUCGCCCAGUCCGUCGCGAAGAGCGCCCCGUGCGCGAGCGCGGCGCCCGCGCGCGCGCCCCUCGCCAGGCGUGCGCCCGCGCUGGCGCAGCGCCCUCGCCGCGCGGCCCGCACCGCCCAGGCCCUGCCCAUCGGUGCCAUCGAGAUCGACUGGUCGGACCCGGACACCUGGCUCGGCGUCGGCGGCGCCGUGCUGGGCCUGCUCAUCGGCAUCGGAGCGCCCAUCCUCUACAUCCGCGCGUCGGAGCGUGACGAGGAGCGGCUGGAGGAGCUGCGCGCCCUCAACCGCGCCACCAAGGAGGCCACGGGGGAGUACCUGACGGACGAGGAGAUCGCGGAGAUCCGGACGCCCAAGUGGACCGACCGGCGGGAGUUCGUCGACAACGACUGA